AUGUUAUCUGCCAUUACUCGAAAAACGCUCGCUAAAGUACCACACUCUUCACGUUCGUACUGGACCAAGCUAACCACCACAGGAGCCACUAUUGAAGAAUGCGUGCAAGCAUCGCUGGAUACACUUGAUAAGAAAAAACCCGAUAUUUGCGUAGUUUUGGCCUCCAAAUCCUACUCGCUAGGUCAUUACCGUAAGUUGACCCAAGACUUGCAUGCCAAGCUGGAGCCAAGAUGCUUGAUUGGCGGCGUAGUCGAUCGAGUAGCCCAAGUGAACCAUGGCAUUUCACUGUUACUUGGAUUUGACGAGGACAUUGUGCCAUUUACCAUCAAUGAUAGCCAGGAUAGACUCAAAAUCCGCAGUACAUCUGUAGGUCGAUGGGGUCGUGUUGAAGACACAGAAAGAAUUAAGUAUCAGAGCGACCACAUUGACAAAGUAGGAUUGGAAAACUUUGGCUCUGUCAGCACCCCAGUACAGGCCUACCAAUUACCUCCAGGCCUUGAAAGCAAGCCUUCGUUUGUCUUUACAGUCUCCGAUAACGAGCCAGAUCAACUUUUGCAAACAUUGGAUCAUCACUACCCUGAUGUGGCCAAGGUGGGUAUCAUUGGAGCCUCAACACCCUUUGUUACGGGAGAACCUUAUACGCUUUUCAACUCGAAUGGCGAUAUUAUGGGGUCCGGCAUGGUUGGAUUUGCAUCCUACACCAAAUCAGAUGCAUCCCACAAUGUCAAAGUAACUCAUGCCGCUAUGGAAAAGAUGGGCAAUCCAUUAAAGAUCACGCGUUGCCGUGGUAACAUCAUCCUGGAUCUUGACGAAGGAGGUGCUACUGGCUUACUGUUGCGUUUGAUUCAAGAGGGUCCGAAGCUGUCAAAAGAUGAAGAGUUUUAUUUAGGGAUCUAUCCACCUGGAAAGGAUCAAAACGCUGAUGAGGAGGCUACCGUGAGUCGUAUUACUAGUGGCGAUCCAAGCAGAGGUAACAUGUCUAUUGAUACAACUGCGGAUUUGCAAGUGGGACAAGUCGUUCAGUUUAUGAGGAAGAAGAACCUUGAAUUCAAAAAUAUCUCAAACGAUCCUAUUAAGAAGGAAGAAAUUGUCCUUGGUGUCAGUGGGAAGGAUUAUACAAUCGAUGCAUUGCCUGUCCAGAUUCCAGAUGAGGCCAAUGUCGUUCCUGAGGUGUUUGGUGCAGUAAGUGAGAACGGUGUCAUUGUAGGUCGCAGUAAUAUACCCACUGAAGUCUUGGACGUUCCCUAUUCUAAAGUUACAUUUCAUCUUUAA
Messenger RNA from Mucor velutinosus, 1272 nucleotides. RefSeq lists its product as uncharacterized. Bases 1 to 1272 code for a protein of 423 amino acids. The record is from RefSeq and is a predicted model, not a curated record. NCBI's taxonomy places the organism in Eukaryota, Fungi, Mucoromycota, Mucoromycetes, Mucorales, Mucoraceae. The transcript has 2 exons.